CACCACCACCAUGUCGGGGGAGGAGGAGUUCUACCUCUUCAAGAACGAGUCCUCGGUGGGGCCUUGGGAUGGCCCCCAAUAUCACAUCGCCCCCAUGUGGGCCUUCUACCUCCAGACCGUCUUCAUGGGCUUCGUCUUCCUGGUGGGGACCCCCCUCAACGCCAUCGUCUUGGUGGUCACCGUCAAGUACAAGAAGCUGAGGCAACCCCUCAACUACAUCCUGGUCAACAUCUCCUUCAGCGGCUUCAUCGCCUGCAUCUUCAGCGUCUUCACCGUCUUCGUCUCCAGCUCCCAGGGUUACUUCGUCUUCGGCAAGAACAUGUGCGCCUUGGAGGGCUUCGUGGGGGCCACCGGAGGGCUGGUGACGGGGUGGUCCUUGGCCUUCCUGGCUUUCGAGCGCUACAUCGUCAUCUGCAAACCCUUCGGCAACUUCCGCUUCAACUCCAAACACGCCAUCAUGGUGGUGGCGGCCACCUGGGUCAUCGGCCUCGGCGUGGCCAUCCCCCCCUUCUUCGGCUGGAGCAGGUAUGUGCCCGAGGGGCUGCAGUGCUCCUGCGGCCCCGACUGGUACACGGUGGGCACCAAGUACAAGAGCGAGUACUACACCUGGUUCCUCUUCAUCUUCUGCUUCAUCGUGCCCCUCUCCCUCAUCAUCUUCUCCUACUCCCAGCUCCUCAGCGCCCUCCGGGCCGUGGCCGCGCAGCAGCAGGAGUCGGCCACGACGCAGAAGGCGGAGCGGGAGGUGUCCCGCAUGGUGGUGGUGAUGGUGGGCUCCUUCUGCCUCUGCUACGUGCCCUACGCCGCCCUGGCCAUGUACAUGGUGAACAACCGGGACCACGGCCUGGACCUGCGCCUGGUCACCAUCCCUGCCUUCUUCUCCAAGAGCGCCUGCGUCUACAACCCCAUCAUCUACUGCUUCAUGAACAAACAGUUCCGGGCCUGCAUCAUGGAGACCGUCUGUGGGAAGCCCAUGACGGACGACUCGGACAUCUCCAGCUCGGCCCAGAGGACAGAGGUCUCCUCCGUCUCCUCCAGCCAGGUCAGCCCCAGUUGAGGAGCCACCAGCCCCACGCCACCCCCUGGAUUCCUCACCUCCCCACCUCCCCUCACCCCGGGGUGUCCCCGCUAUGGGGCUGGGGACACCUUGGGGGUCCGGGGGCCACCCC
Molecule: messenger RNA, 1166 nt
Organism: Calidris pugnax (ruff)
Lineage: Eukaryota; Metazoa; Chordata; Aves; Charadriiformes; Scolopacidae
Gene: OPN1SW
Product: opsin 1 (cone pigments), short-wave-sensitive
Exons: 5
Coding region: 11-1054 (347 amino acids)
Biological process (GO): phototransduction; G protein-coupled receptor signaling pathway; visual perception
Cellular component (GO): photoreceptor outer segment; membrane
Molecular function (GO): G protein-coupled receptor activity
Source: RefSeq, a predicted model, not a curated record